This is a messenger RNA of Cladocopium goreaui, 2135 nucleotides long. The record is from the annotation of a GenBank genome assembly. NCBI's taxonomy places the organism in Eukaryota, Dinophyceae, Suessiales, Symbiodiniaceae.
UAAGGCCCAAAAUCACCCCGGCAACGAACGGGAAACGCAUCGCAACAGUGCCAAUGCCGCCUAAAGCAGCUGCACCAAAAGCCAACCAGCGCCAAACCCCGCCACCCGAAGGGGGCGAUGCAGCAGAAGAUGCGCUCGGGGACGACUAUGACAUGCCUGUCAUUGUGAAGGUGCGGCCAGACGAUCAGCUGAAUAUCUCCCCAGAGGACCUUGAGAAGGAGGUCCCACCUCGAGUGCUCUACCCGUUGAAUCCGCGGGCAGCCCAUAAUACCACGCAAUACUCCUUCAAGGAGAAAUGCUUCAAAGUGGAUGAACAGGUGGAUCAAGUGGUGAUGCACUUCGCGAUGGACGGCUUGAUCCUUCUGAAGGAAAGUCCAGAAGCCAUGGAUCAGAUCGAGGUCCUAGAAAAGAAGGAAGCUGAACAGAACGAGAAAGAGGAGGCGGAAGCGAUCGAUGAGGACUUUGAUCCGCCCGAGAACGAGAAGGAGAUUCCCGUGAAGAAUCCCUUGCGCAAUCAGUUCAACUUCAGCGAGCGCGCAGCGCAAUCCAAGAACGCCAUCCUCAGGGAACGCGCUUGGACCACAGAGCCUCCACCUACCACCAGGAACUUUGGCACCGUGACUCAGUGGGAGAUCUUCGAUCAGUACAUGGCAGAUAUCGAAGCUGCCAAGGAGAAAGAGAAAGAUGACAAGAAGAGCGGCAAAUCGGCAUAUGACGACAUGUCCGAAAAGAAGAAGAAGUCAGACUCUGAUCCUACAUACUCUGAGAACAUGAAGUUGUCAAUUAAGAUCAUGGAGCGCAUGGUGAAUCAGAACGCGGAGAACGAGGUGUACCAUGACUUCAAGUACUGGGAAGACCGCAGCGACGAGUUCCGCGAUGGUGAGGGCACUCUGCUGCCCCUGUGGCGCUUCUCUUCUGAGAAGGCGAAGAAAAAGCAGGUCACCUGCAUCAAGUGGAACCCACACUACAGCGACCUCUGCGCCGUGGGCUUCGGCUCCUACGACUUCAUGCGGCAGGGCACCGGCGUCAUUUGUUGCUACUCCCUGAAGAACACCCGCUUCCCAGAGUAUGUCUUCAACACGGACGCCGGCGUGUGCUCAUUAGAUUGGCACCCCGCGCACCCUGCGGUGCUGGCCGUGGGCUUGUACGAUGGCACCGUCUUGGUCUACGACGUGCGCGCGCGGACGAAGAAGCCCAUCUAUCAGAGCACCGUCCGAACCAACAAGCACACGGAUCCAGUGUGGGAGGUGCGGUGGAACAACGAUGAGUCCACUGGAGCCUUGAACUUUUAUUCCAUCUCUUCGGAUGGUCGCGUCUCCAACUGGUUCCUCUUGAAGAACAAAUUGGAGAGUGAAGAGGUGAUGGAACUGAAACUGAUGGGCAGCCCGGGCACGGGCGAAGAAGAUGAGACCUCCCUGGCGGGUUUGGCGGGUGGUCUCUGCUUCGAUUUCCAUUCCCAUAGCGACCAUAGCCAUCUCUUCCUGGUGGGCACGGAGGAGGGUCGCAUCCACAAGUGCUCCAAGGCCUUCAGUGGCCAGUAUUUGGAGACCUAUGAGGGCCACACCAUGGCGGUCUAUAGCGUUCGUUGGAAUCCGUUCCACGAGAAGAUCUUCAUCUCGGCCUCCGCAGAUUGGACGGUGAAGCUCUGGAACCACGAGAAUCGCUUCGCCAUCCUCUCCUUCGACCUGUCACAGGCCAUUGGAGACGUGGCCUGGGCUCCCUAUUCCUCCACCACCUUCGCAGCCAUCACCUCUGACGGCGCCGGGGGAUCCACCAGUGGCGUGGUGCACGUCUAUGAUUUGUCCGUGAACCGCAACGACCACAUUUGCGCGCAGAAAGUCGUGAAGCGAGCGAAGCUCACGCAUGUGGCGUUCAGCAAGUCUGAACCCAUCAUCAUCGUGGGCGAUGAUCGUGGAGGGGUGAACACACUGAAGCUGUCCCCCAACUUGCGAAUCGACGUGGUUAGGACAGAUGAGACAGAUCAAAGCCUCAGCGACAUGGACAUGCAGCUGCAGAAGAUGGAGCACCUUCUGGAGAUGGUCACGGAGACCAAGACCACCUCCUGAGGUCGCGCGCCCAACGGCGCGCCGCUGACGAGACUUUUUGGCGGAGUUUGGUCGGGCGCAGUGGUUGGU